Molecule: messenger RNA, 1413 nt
Organism: Rotaria sordida
Lineage: Eukaryota; Metazoa; Rotifera; Eurotatoria; Philodinida; Philodinidae
Source: the annotation of a GenBank genome assembly
AUGGGGACGUUAUUAAGUUCGAACAAGGAUUAUAAUCGUGUGCUUGAAAAACAACCACGAAAAUCUAUUGGCCUAGCGAAAUUUGACGUGCAAGAUAGGUUACAACAACAUCCUCUUGUUGGUACACUUUCGAUUCCUGAUCCUGUGCGUUUUUCUCAAUUGAAAAAACAAAGUCCUGACUCUUCUAACGAACAACCACGUUCUCCAUUGAACCAGACACUAAUACAGUCUUUUCAACCUAAAAAUCUUACUCCUGUUACUGAUAAUCAAAUACAACAAGAGCAAUAUCAACCAGAAAAACAAUUAAUUAUUCGAAAACCUUCAUAUUAUUUUCAACUGAAUUUUCCAAUGUAUAAUGAACCAAUCAAUAAUGAUGCUAUUGUAAUAGCUCGUUCUGUUAUUGAUUUUAAUAAUCAACGACGAUUCAAUAAUAAUCAAUUAUCAUCAUUUCAACCUAAUGGUACAAUAAUUGAACAUAAUGGAAAACAAUAUCUAACAGAUUUAAGAGAACGUAUAGAACAACGUUGUGUAGAAAUUUUUGAUGAAAAUACAGGUCGAAUAAGACUAUUUGAAGUUACAGAUUAUAUACCAACUAGAAUAAUACAAACAAUAAGAAGUACACCUCAAUCUCAAUUACAAAGAAGAACUCCUCUCAAUGGUUUACCUCCACGUUUUCCUUUAAAUCAAAGUUCUAGACGUUUGCCUAUAUCAAGUGAUCGAAAAGCAGCAGUAACAUCAUCAAAUCUUGCUGAUAUCAAGGAUUUAAAUAAUCGUGAAACUCUCGCACGUGAAUUUGAUCUAUACCAAAGUGGUGCUAGAUUACCAAUCAAUAAUGAUAACGCAUCUCCUCAAAUUUCAUCUAAACGACAAGCAACAAAUCAUAGUUCAAGAGAUUUAAGUUCUCCUCAUCCAGUACAUUCUCAAUCUAAUGCACCGAAUUCUUUACCAUCAACUUCAAAAAAUGUACCUGAUAAAAAUUUAUCUAAACCAUAUCAUUCACAAGUACCAUCAACCCGUCUACAUAGUCCAACUGCUUCUAAUAAUAGUACACACUCAUCUGAGACUAAAUCUACUACUUCAAGUGAUGAUUCAGACAGUGAAACUACUAAUCAAACAUCACCAUCAUAUAAUAGAACUGGUGGAAAUAAUCGAAAUAAUAUAAGAAAUUCUCGUGGAACAACUAGUGGAUAUAAUUCAUCAACACAAUUUGAUCCAUUUGCAAAAAGAGUCAAUACACGUGAUCAUCAUUAUAUAAAACGAUCCGGUGUUAAUAAUUAUUCAGAACCGACGAUAAAUAAUCGAAUGUUGCAAAAACCUGCUGUUUAUGAUUAUGCACCUAUCCCAGCAGCUUAUAAACAAUCAAAUCGAAAUCAAUAUAUUCGUAGGGGACACUCGGAUUUCUAUGAUGGUUGA